CUGCUUUUUUGCUUUUCUAUUGAAAAAAAUUGAAAAGUACGGGAGAAUAGUAGCUGGAGUGAAAAUAAAUAAGCAACCGUUAAUGUUAAUAAUUGGCUUACACAAGCUAAAAUGCAAUUGCAAAAAUUAAUCUUUGCGUAAACGAAAAUAGUAUUACAUCUGCAGGUUUUCAAAAUAAAAUACGCAAAAGAAAAACAUUCAACUAAAAAAGAAUUGUUGGCUGCGAGAGGGGAAACAGGAGCAAACAAGCGGUAGUGGCAGCGAAAACAAAAAGUGCGAAAAUAAAGCAAAAUACAUAUAGAGUGCUUGUGAAAAGAUAUUUUAAUAGAUAGAUUAAUAAAGAACUAUAAAUAAAAAUUGCAAAAUAAUUGCCAAAAAUUUUACGGGCCUGCAAAUGCAACUUGUAAGCCAGAACAACAAGAACAAAGAACAACUACUUUUACAAGAGCAAAAAUACCAGCAACGAAAGCGACAACAUCAAAGACAACAAGAACAGACCUCAUUAAUAAAACGAUAUAAAACGCAGUUUGAUCCACUUUUAUAAUUACGGACAUCUAAGUGAAACGGGAGAGGGAUAGAGAGAGGAUACAAUUACACGAAAAAAAGUUGCUACUAAAGCUUUCGAACAAUAAAGGAGAUUGCUGGGGUCGGUUAUCAUAUAAACAUAUUCCCCUUUCCGAUCGUUAUUACAUAACAUAUAAAACAGGCUGCUGUCACAAUAAUGGCAACAACCACAUACACAUUAUCGAUGCUAUUGUUAAAUGUAUGUUUUUUGCUCUUCGACAUAAUUAAUGCUCAUAUCUUGGUCUAUCGACGCAUAAACAAUCAGGUUAUUUUGAUUGAGGAAUACGAUGACAUGCCAGCACAAUUCGGUGGGAGUAUACCAGCUAAUGGUCUUAAAGUUUUUGGUAUAGGAGCGGAAGAGGACAAGUACGCCUGUCAUUCAAUUAACCCGCCACCAAAAUCAAAAAGAAACUUUCCUAGCAAUGCAAAAUUUGCAGCUAUCAUAGAAAGAGGAGGCAACGAAUGCACUUUUGAGCGAAAAGUACGCUAUGCUCAAGCGGCGAAUUUCGAUGCUGCAAUUAUUUACAACAACGAUAGUGAUGAUUUGGAACACAUGUCUGCACUAAAUUCGUCAGGUAUUCGGAUACCAUCCGUUUUCGUUGGUCACACCACAGGUAUAAGUUUGCAAUCACAUCCAUUAGGAGAAAUCGUAUUGGUUAUCAACGACGAACUGCCUUUUAACAUUAACACACAAUUGAUUUUACCCUUUUCUAUAUUGAUUGGUCUUUGUUUUCUUAUAAUGAUAUUUUAUAUGAUUUACAAGUGCAUACGCGAAGAGAGACGUUUGAGACGUUAUCGUUUACCCAAACGCAUGCUGAAAAAAUUGCCAAUUUUGAAAUACACGAAAAAUAGUGAUCUCGCGUAUGACACUUGCGUCAUUUGUUUGGAUGAGUUUGUUGAAGGCGAUAAGCUUCGAGUAUUACCGUGCAAACAUCCUUAUCAUAGCGAUUGUAUUGACACUUGGUUAACCGAAAACAAACGCGAUUGUCCCAUAUGUAAGCGUAAGGUUUUUACAAAAGGCGAAGCCCGAUCGCCUCGGAAUCGACAAUCUUCAUUGGAUAGCGUGACUGACACUGAUGAUGACACUACUCCUUUGUUGCAGCAAUCCAGCAAUAUGGUUCGGACACAUGCUAUUUCCAACGGUAACAACUCUGUUACAACGAGGCAUGGAACAUUUCGGCGAGGUGGUGAUAGUGUGGGCGGCGAUGGAGGUGGCGGCGGUGAUCAUACCACCGAUGAUGAAAUGCUAAUCCCAUCCGCCCGUCGUAUAAAUCCUUUUGAUCGCACGCCUAAUCUUCCACCGCAUUUGGCAGCCCAAUUAAAUCCAAAUAUCACCAGACGGUCAAUAUGGUCUUGGCCGAUUCUCAGGCUUCUGAGACGUUCGCACUCUCUAAGUAUUGCUGCUCCUCCGUACCCAGAGGAUAUUCUUAAUGAUGUCGUUGCUGCUCAUGUGGAUGCUUUCGUUACAAAUACCGUUGCGGUGGAUUCGUUAAUAGGGCCAGUAAUCGCUGCCUCAGGAUUAUCUUCGAAUAAUAUUUUGAAUCCGAAUUUAAGUGGCUCCUUUAAGGACGACGCCAUUAUCGAUGGUCAAACUAUAAACGAAGAGGAGGAGGACGAAUGUAUUUAUGAACCAGCGACAACGCCCACUAUUUGCUUACACCCUCAAACGAGUAUCAAUUCCACGGAAACAGAUUCGGUCUUCAUACAAACACCGACACAAGGUGGCAUAGCGGUAGCUGCUCUACCUAGUAGUGAUCAUAGUAAUGCGGUGCAACAAAGUCGACCACGUGACACUUAUGAAUAUUAUGUGUAAGAUUUUUGAUGUUUGAUUGUAACAAAAGAAAAAUUUUACUUUUAACACACUAUUCGCGUGCUCCCAUAUAUACUUUUAUACAUAGCCACACACACAUCGUCGCCUAAGCACACACAUCGUCCUGUAAUGUAAAAAUGCAUAUUGUGAAUUUUCUUAAAGAAAAUUUUUUGCAGGUUUAUUUGUAGAAAAACAUACAUAUGAAUAUAUAAAAAAAUAUUUUAAUCUCUCUCGCAUAGUUUUUCUUUAGUAAGACUUUUUAAGAGAUCGUUUGCUCUUUAACAAAAUUUUUUUUAGUAGGCAUGGACAUAAUUAUACGUACAAGUAUUAAAUAAUGAUUUAAGAAUAACAGAUUCAGAACCAUUUUUGUAAGGCCGAAAAGAGCGAAGAAUGAAUUAAUACCCUACAAAAUCAAAGUUUUUGUUGAAUAAAUUUCAAAUAACUCUGAGAAUUAUCUAAGUCUUAAUUAGAAUUAAUUAUGAAUGCGAUUAGUUAAUAAUCUGUCACUAAGUGUAAAAUUAGAAAAGGAAGCAAAAUAUCAGAAUUAUGAAGUUAGUUUAAAUUAAAUUGGAAAUUUUUUAUUUAUAUAUUUAAACUUUUUUGUUAAAUAUUUUUA
Glossina fuscipes is the source of this 2990-nucleotide messenger RNA. RefSeq names its product E3 ubiquitin-protein ligase RNF13 (gene gzl). NCBI's taxonomy places the organism in Eukaryota, Metazoa, Arthropoda, Insecta, Diptera, Glossinidae. The transcript has 10 exons. Bases 722 to 2377 code for a protein of 551 amino acids. The record is from RefSeq and is a predicted model, not a curated record. Gene Ontology annotation, cellular component: cytoplasm; nucleoplasm.